Molecule: messenger RNA, 1837 nt
Organism: Neurospora crassa OR74A
Lineage: Eukaryota; Fungi; Ascomycota; Sordariomycetes; Sordariales; Sordariaceae
Gene: rhd
Product: mitochondrial peroxiredoxin PRX1
Exons: 3
Coding region: 506-1183 (225 amino acids)
Biological process (GO): cellular oxidant detoxification; cellular response to oxidative stress; cell redox homeostasis
Cellular component (GO): mitochondrion; cytosol
Molecular function (GO): peroxiredoxin activity
Source: RefSeq, a predicted model, not a curated record
ACGAGGGGGUAUCCCGACUGAAGAGCUGCCCCGGUGGAAACAAACGAACUCGUGAGAACCUCGAUGAGUUCUUUGCUACGUAUGUAAGAAAGUGAGAGCUGUACUGUACAGAGAGCGUGUAACCUUGGUGGCUUUUGCAAUACGUAAAUACACUCCCUACUUGUCAAUGCUUUCUAGUCGUUACAAGACCGAGACAGUCAUGAUGUUCAUCUGGUUAGAACUGGAAGCCUUUCGGCGGCGACAUUGAGGGAUGUGAUAGAUUCCGGAAGCUAAAAGAUGUACGUACUUCUGCGUGUGUGUGUGUACAUGGCGCGAGCUGGAGCUGCCCGGGGGGAUUAGUCAAACCGCAAAGUACCAUAGAAAACAAGAUGCUUUUAAAUGCCUCCGCCGCCCCUCAUCCAACUUGCAUGCUCUGAUUUAUUUCAGCUUCUCUCUUCUUUCAUCUAUUUCUGCUGUUUUUCUGAGAUACCCAUUCCUCUUUUCCCACCACACAACAUAAUUCACAAUGGCCUCCACCGACCGCAACGCUCCCCUCCGCCUGGGCACCAUUGCCCCCAACUUCCAGGCUGACACCACCACGGGUCCCAUUGACUUCCACGAGUUCAUUGGCGACAACUGGGUCAUCCUCUUCUCCCACCCCGAGGACUACACCCCCGUCUGUACCACCGAGCUCGGCGAGAUGGCCCGCCUCGAGCCCGAGUUCAAGAAGCGCGGCGUCAAGCUGAUCGGUCUCUCCGCCAACACCCUCGGCAGCCACGAGGGCUGGAUCAACGACAUCAAGGAUGUCACCGGCUCCCAGGUCCAAUUCCCCAUCAUUGCCGACAAGGAGCGCAAGGUUGCCUACCUCUACGACAUGCUCGACUACCAGGACACCACCAACGUCGACGAGAAGGGCAUCGCCUUCACCAUCCGCUCCGUCUUCGUCAUCGACCCCAAGAAGACCAUCCGCACCAUCCUCGCGUACCCCGCCUCGACCGGCCGCAACUCCGCCGAGAUCCUCCGCAUCGUCGACUCCCUCCAGACCGGCGACAAGCACAAGGUCACCACCCCCAUUAAUUGGGUCCCUGGUGAUGACGUUAUUGUCCACCCUUCCAUCAAGGGAGAGGAGGCCACCCGUCUCUUCCCCAACCUCAAGGCUGUCAAGCCCUACCUCCGCUUCACUCCCCUUCCCAAGGACGCUUAAGCGUAGGGCGGACGUGGCUUGUCUGAAGUGUGCUGUGACGGUGUUGGGAGGCUGGUUUGGGGACUGGACUUCUCUCUUCUUUUUCAUUCGCUCUCAAGCGUAGUCACCCAAAAACAACAAUGAACAAACAGAUAAUUGAAAUGAAAUAAAAAAUAACUAAUGACGAACAACAACCGCUCCUGACUGCUGCACAGCUGGCCGUCUCUGGCAAUUAAUUUGAUAAAAAGGCAUUGUGCUUAAGUGAUUCACUUGGCCUCGCAGUCUUCGACUUGCUGGUCUUGGCCGCCUGGCAUGCUGGCUGUCGAGCAUAUGUCACGGAUGGGCAGUUACGUGGGAGUUCGAGAGAUGGCUUUCACACUGGCCUGGGUUAGACGUUGGCAUGCAAAGAUGAUUAGGCCUCGCAGGACUGACAGCUUACGUCUUUGUUCUAUAAUGGUUAUUUUGUUUUUCUCUUCUUGUUCUUUACUGUACUGUAUGGAUGCUAAGAAACAUGCAAGUCGUGACCUCGAUAUUGGAAACAAAGGUUGCAUACGAAUUCAGGGUUGGCACGAAUCAGUAUAACCGACGGUUAUUAUACUAUUUAGUGCAUGCGGCAUGUGUUAGACCCAAGGGCUACGGUAGAUGAUUGGAAUCUCCAAAUUUUUUGUUAGAAAG